Molecule: messenger RNA, 2077 nt
Organism: Priapulus caudatus
Lineage: Eukaryota; Metazoa; Priapulida; Priapulimorpha; Priapulimorphida; Priapulidae
Product: WD repeat-containing protein 35-like
Exons: 14
Coding region: 20-1336 (438 amino acids)
Biological process (GO): non-motile cilium assembly; intraciliary retrograde transport; protein localization to cilium
Cellular component (GO): intraciliary transport particle A; non-motile cilium
Molecular function (GO): protein binding
Source: RefSeq, a predicted model, not a curated record
AGGAGGACUGAGGAUUGCGAUGGCGGUAGACUCUUUCAUCUACUUUGCAAACAUCCGGCCCGACUACAAGUGGGGAUAUUGUACCAAUACUGUAGUGUAUGCAUUUCUAAAACCAGAAAAGGCAGAACACUGUGUGGUUUUCUGGAACUGGAGCAGUGGUGAGAAAUAUAUUAAGUAUGUGAAGAAUCUCUUAUCAAUAUCAGCAUGUGGUGAUCAGUGUUGCCUAGCGACUAGAGAAGAUGACUCGACAAAUGGGCAGUGUGUUCUGAUUCUCUGCAACUCCAUUGGCACGCCACUCGAUACCAAGUACAUAGACAUAGAGCCUAUGUAUGUCACCAUGACGACCACGCAUAUCUUUGCUGCAUCCAAGGAAGCAUUCUACGUGUGGCAGUUCAAAAUCCCAAAGCAGCUGGCUGCCAUGGAGAUAGCUGGCAAAAAGCCAAUGGGCAGAGAAAGGCUAUAUCAUAUUGAUGAUUCACCAUCAGGGAUAGCCGAUGCCAUCAAAGACAACAGCAAAGCUUACAUUGAGAACAUGAAGCAGCCAACCAAAGAUCCCAUUUGCUGUAUAUCGGCAACAGACAAGUUAUUGAUCAUUGGCCGAGAGUCUGGUACCCUGAAUCGCUACAGCUUGCCACAGGUGGCGCUCAUAAACAGGAACCAACUUAUGACUCGACCACAGCAGAUUGCUCUGAAUUGCACCUCGACGCGGCUUGCCAUCAUAGACAUAUCUGGCAAUCUUACAUUCUACGAUUUUACCGUAUCGUACAAGGAUGGUACUGACCAGGAGACGUCUGGAGAACUGCUCAAGUUUGAAAGAAAAGACGUGUGGGACAUGAAGUGGGCUGAGGAUAAUUCUGAGCUUUUUUCCAUGAUGGAAAAGACACGCAUGUAUAUAUUCAGAAACCUGGAACCAGAGGAGCCAAUACUCAGCAGUGGCUACAUCUGCGAGUUCACUGACCUUGAGAUUAAGGCUGUGCUGCUAGACGAAAUUAUGAAGGACCCCGAUCAGCCAAGCAAGGACGCCAUGAUGGAAAUGGAGAUCAAGGCAUUAAGAGACAGCCGUGAUCUGCUUGAAAAGGUGGGUACUGAUGAAGCCCUCAAGUUUAUAGAGGAGAAACCUCAUCCUAGACUUUGGCGCCUUCUCGGAGAAAGCGCUCUGCAAAAGCAGGAAUUGAAGACAGCUGAGCUGGCAUUUGUGCGCUGUAAGGACUAUCAAGCGAUUCAGUUCAUCAAGAAGCUACAAACGAUGCAGGUAUUGCAUGGCAGCAUUGCAAGACAGCAUUGCAGUCCAACAUUUACCAAGUGUGGUGCGUGGAGCCGUGGCAUCGUAGUCUAGCCAAAACGAAAUCCAGGAGCAAACUACGAGGAACAUGGUAGGGAUGUAGCUGUGCACGAGGUAGUAACCAUACAAUCUGUACAAUGUAAUCUCCAUCUGUAGACAGCUAAAGUUGUCUGCAAGCAUGGAAUACAAGAGAGUAGCCAAACAGCCUAUCUUAGAAAAUAAAUUAUUAUACGUAUGACACGCGUACGCACGCACGCACGCACGCACGCACGCACGCACGCACGCACGUUGAAUCACUAAUUUUGCUGCAGAUUCCAUCUUUUUGAAGGAAGGCAGCACGUUAUACUUUGUCAAAUUUUAUUUUUGCUUUUGACACGUGUUUUUGCUUGACGUUUAACAUAACCUAUGUGAAAGGCCUUCACUGACAGUGUCACUGACAUUUCAAUGACAUUUACUCCAGUGAUUUGCACUAUAAUACUGUCGUUUAUAAUUCCCUUAUAUGUUGUUUCCAUCUAAGUGUAUAUUGAUAAAUAACAACGUUGUAAUACUUUGUCAAUAUUAUUACGAAUAACGUAAUAUCCAGAAUAAAUAAUUAAUAUUAUUAAUGUGUGUAAUAUAAAUUUGCUUGAUAAUAGAAGUAUAUAUAUGUAGUGCAAAUUAUGGUGGAGUGUGUAAAUAUGAAACAAGGUUUAUUAUUCAAUCGGGCAAGCAAUUUUGUCUCUGUGUAGCAGCUGGUUAUGCUUACCUGAUACAACUUGAAUUUAUUCUCAAAUAUAUGAUCAGUAGAGACACAGU